UAGCCAUACCCAGCCAGACUCCUUAGAACAUAUGGGAUUUUAAUCAGGCAUUUAACCGAACAGCUAUGGUAAAGUGUGUGAGGACAGGAAAGGAAAACAAAGGGGAGCAGGUGGUUUUGGAAAGAGGAUAACUGCUGUCACAGGGUCAGUUAUGUCUGUAUUAAUGUGUAGGCUGAGGCCCUGUAACCGUGUGUUCAUGCGGAGCAGUCUAAUGCUGCCUGGGCUCUGCAAGAAUCACUCGUCUAAAGAGUCUUCCCACUGGCUGUCCCCUGCAGACCGGGAUCAGCAGGUGAAAGACCUCAGUACCACGGGAUGGGUGGAGGUGAAGGGCCGUGAUGCCAUCUUCAAAGAACUUCACUUCAAAACCUUUAAUCAGGCAUUUGGCUUCAUGUCUCGAGUGGCUCUGCAGGCAGAGAAGAUGAACCACCACCCAGAAUGGUUCAAUGUUUAUAAUAAGGUCCAGAUUACAUUGACCACACAUGACUGUGGAGGACUGUCUAAGCGGGAUGUCAAAAUGGCAAAGUUUAUUGACAAAAUUGCACCUUCAAUGUGAGGUUUUUGUCUUUUAAUCAGAAAGUUUCUCUUGUUUCUCUGCAAAUAAUUAUUCCUAAUAAAAGAUAUGUAAUAAUGCAUAUAUGUCUGGGUUCAACUAGGGAAAGAUCUCCUAUUUAAAAAUGUUUUCUCUUUGCAACAUUUUUUGUACACGCUUUCGCUAAGAAUAAAACUUUGAGUGUUUUUUCUGUUAUUUACAAUAAUGUGGUUCUACAAUGAUCCUCUUUAAUAAGUUGAAAGUUAAAUGGCUUUGGUGAAAAACCCUUCUGUGGUUUAGAUUUUGUCACUUACUGAUUCUGAAAGAUUUAAUUUAGCUGUAUGUGUCACUUUAUGGUUUUCUUGUUCUCAGCAGUGUUUAUUUUCACACAUGAAGUUGAAAUGUAGUGUAAUUGCUCUGCAGUAGUCUGUCCGGUACUUGCCAACCAUCCGGAGGACACUCUUCCCUUUAAGUCCUCCACCAAGACCACAUGUUCUACUUUUGGCCAUGGAGAGUGGAGCAAAAUGUGGCAGGGGUCAAAGUCAGUAGGAAGGGGAUUUAUGUGAUUUACUGUUUGGUAAGGGAUGAGUCACAUAGAGCUGCUGUUUCACUGACUGGAUCACCAUCAGGAGAAGAUCACUGAAGUGAAAAGAGUUUAAUAAAAGCCAAACUAGUAGA
Messenger RNA from Eleginops maclovinus (Patagonian blennie), 1207 nucleotides. Its product is annotated as pterin-4-alpha-carbinolamine dehydratase 2-like. NCBI's taxonomy places the organism in Eukaryota, Metazoa, Chordata, Actinopteri, Perciformes, Eleginopidae. The record is from RefSeq and is a predicted model, not a curated record. Gene Ontology annotation, molecular function: 4-alpha-hydroxytetrahydrobiopterin dehydratase activity. Bases 152 to 553 code for a protein of 133 amino acids. Gene Ontology annotation, biological process: tetrahydrobiopterin biosynthetic process. The transcript has 4 exons.